This is a messenger RNA of Phycodurus eques (leafy seadragon), 3174 nucleotides long. RefSeq names its product ankyrin repeat and MYND domain-containing protein 1-like. The transcript is spliced from 19 exons. The coding region runs from base 1 to 3174 and encodes 1057 amino acids. The record is from RefSeq and is a predicted model, not a curated record. NCBI's taxonomy places the organism in Eukaryota, Metazoa, Chordata, Actinopteri, Syngnathiformes, Syngnathidae. Gene Ontology annotation, molecular function: protein binding.
AUGUUGAUAAGCCGAACUUCGGGCAAGGGUCAAGGGGCAGAGGAGCGGCGGGCAGGGAGUCCGAGCAGAGAGGUCGACCAGGAUGGACGACAGGGAUUUGGUGUCCAGGAGUUUCUCGACGGCUCCAAAUAUGAAGGCGACUUUGUCAAUGGCCUCAAACACGGCAAGGGAAGGUACACCUGGAAAAGUGGAGAGUUCUAUGAAGGCUCUUUCUACAAAGACUACAGGCAUGGUGACGGAAUGUACUGUUGGCCCACAGGAAACAAAUUCAUUGGUAAAUUCUACCUUAACUGGAGAGAAGCAUAUGGACAACAUAUUUUUCCUGAUGGAGCCACAUUUAAGGGUUUGUACCAUGCUGACCAAAGGUUUGGUCCAGGUGUGCUUAGUGAGCCAACAGGAUGUCAGGAUGUCGGUCUAUGGCACGGGAAGCAUCUGAUACAAUUGUGUAACUCUCUAGAAGAUAGCUUCAGCCUGAAAAACCUUAAGGAAUAUGCUGCCUACUUGGGGCAAACUACCACCUCACAGUCUCAGAGUCAGACAGAGAACGACGACGGUUUGCUGUUGUAUGAUGACAAUAUUAUACUCCCCUACGGCAUUGAGAAUUAUUGCACCGAUGGUGACCACCUACCGUUGCCCCCGCAUGAUAAAAGAGAGUUCGACCACCAUUUUUUUGGCCAUCUGUGGGAACCUGAUUCUCACCAGUAUGAAGGCUACAAACGAGAAUCACUCUCCACUGUGCCAUUAUCAGCCAAAAUGCUGGCUCACAUUCAAAAACACAGACGACAAUCUGAAACAUUGGACUGGGAUGUAGCAGAAGUUCUUUCAUUAAAAAGGGAUAAUUUUGGUCCUAAAGGAUCUUUGGAAGUCGCAUCAGAACUACUGAUCCAGCAGGCUUCCAGAGGAGAACAACAGGCUGUAAUAAAGAUUCUCCUGGAUGGCCUUAUUCAUCUGGAUGUAGCAGAUUCUCAGGGUCACACUGCAUUGAUUGCUGCUGCGGUAAACUGUCAUGAUGAUUUAAUCCAGCUAUUGUUAGACAUGGGUGCUGAUAUUGACAAGAUGAAUUGCGAGGGCUUGUCAGCCUUGUCUGUGUGUCACUUCCUCUACUAUCCUUUUCAGUCUUUAUACUUGCUUCCUGGACUUGCAGCCCAAACACAGGGUUUGAUGUCAUUGAAUCAGAAACAACCACAGACAAGCCCACAGGACUUCACAACAGACUCAUCCAGCCAAAACAACAGACCGCAGACAAGUGAUACAGUUCAGACCAACUGGGAUCUUCUCUCUGAUCAGACAGAAGAGGAAUUAUCAGGAAGCAUCAUCUUUCAUCGGAGCAGUUGCAGUGAAUUUUCCAAUGUUCUGAAUGAACUUGAGACACCUGUACAAUAUCAGGAAUUACAGGACAGGGACAGAGAAGACAAUGUUGAAAUUGACCAGGAGAGAAAGUGGAAAGGGACACAUCGUGUAGCAAAUAGUGGAGAGGGGCAAGUUAGAACCAGAAAUGAAUAUGCAGAAUUGGGUGAGGAUGGUGGACAAAUAAAAUUGAGAAUUUUGACUGAGGGUGAAUGGAGGGACAAGGAAGACAAAAGGAAUCAGGAGGAGAAGGUACACCUUUCAGAGCGCGCCGUUCAGGUGAAGGACGGCCACAUUCUACUGGGCCAUGUGAAGUGGAAAGAAUAUUUACCCCGAAGUACUAAGGACUGUAACAAAAACCUGACUCAAGCCCAAUCCGUCUACAGCUACAGCAUGCAGGUCUCAGAGGAAAUUCUACAGGGUGCAGCUGAAGCGCUGAGCCACACUGGGUUGCCCCAGUAUUUGUAUACUCAGGAGACUGUGCGCAGAAUGGCUGCCAUGAAAUUUCAGCACCGUGUUCGUUUGUGCACCCUGAAGCUGCUUUUGGACCGUGGAGCUGACCCCAACAUUUCGAGAGUCCCCUUACCUGUCCUCUUUUUGGCCAUUAUGGCAGCUGAUACUGAGACUGUCAGGAAACUUCUUCUGUGUGGAGCUCGAACAGAUAUUUGUCUCUCACCUGAGAGGAAAGGCAUUUAUCCUCUACAUGUGGCUGCUGCACUGCCAGGCCCAGAAGGUCCCAAAAUCACAGAACUGCUGCUGCAUGCUUUAUCUGACCCAGACGCACGGGCAUGCGACUGGGAUGAAAUCUAUGAACCGGAUAAGGUGUUUAUGUUCAUCUGUGAGAGUUCAUGUCCUGAAGAAGGAGGUCAAAUUGCUCUGCACACGGCUUGCCAGAGAAAAACUGAUCACUGUAAUGCCAGUAAAGUGGUAUCCCUAUUGCUCUCCCAUGGAGCCAGAACAGACCUCCUCUGGAGUGGACACUCUCCUCUCUCAUUGGCUAUCGCAAGUGGCAAUGACAUGGCAGUGGAGGAGCUGUUAAAAGGAGGUGCUGAUCCCAACAUUCCCUUGGGUUGUGAAGUUGGCAAUGCCUUAUGUGUUGUCAGUAAUUUCCGCUACGACUUGGAUGGCAAAAGGGAAAAAUUGGUGGACAUGUUACAGAAGGCUGGUGCUGACAUGUUGAAGCCAGUCCGGGUUGGUGAUACCAUAGGAAAUGUGGUCGACUAUGGACAUCACUCCUUCGACCAGGACUUCCGUAUUGCCCACACACCCUUCCACAUCCUCAACAUGGAGGAGAGAGAAACAUUAAAAUCACGGCAUCACCUACUCAGCAUGAUGGGAAGUCUGCUGAGAGAAACUGCUGUCCAGAGAGAGAGAGAACUGGAGAAAGAAAAGGACCUCUUACUGAAUUGUGAAAGUGCCCUUUCUUCUAUUGAUGCCGACUCAAGCCAGGAAAUUAAAACUCCCACAGCAGUAAAACUAAGGUCACCAUCAUUUAAGUUCUGCUACUACUGUGGUCGUUCUGCUGCUGUGAAGCUAACUGCAUGUACUCGCUGCCACAAAGUUUUUUAUUGCUCUACAACCUGUAAACUGAAAGCAUGGAAUGAGAGACACAGGGAAGAGUGUCUGCAGGAAUCAGCCUCUGUUGACAGUUUCCAGAGAACACUUAUGUUUCAGACCCAACGAGACCCCCAAAAGCCGACUAUUGUAUUGAAAUCCAUGAAAAUCUCCAGACAUUCAAAUAUUCAGUUGAAAUCCAAAAUCAUGGGAGUAGAAGAUGUCUUGAAGAAACAACUUGUCAACCUGAAUGAAAACUACAGCUACAACUGA